This is a messenger RNA of Closterium sp. NIES-65, 2229 nucleotides long. Lineage: Eukaryota; Viridiplantae; Streptophyta; Zygnematophyceae; Desmidiales; Closteriaceae. The record is from the annotation of a GenBank genome assembly.
AUGACCUCGCGCAAUCAUCGCGUUGCGUUUCCCGGUCGCCUUCCUCUCUCGCGCAUCGCCUAUCAUUCUCCUGUCGCCUUCGCGCUCUCUCUCCCGUCGCCUAACGCGCUCUCUCUCUCGUCGCCUCCGCGCUCUCUCUCCCGUCGCCUCCGCGCUCUCUCUCCCGUCGCCUUUGCGCUCUCUCUCCCGUCGCCUUCGCGCUCUCUCUCCCAUCUCCUUCGCGCUCUCUCUCCCAUCACCUUCGCGCAAUCUCCCCUCCCAUCCCGUCCACUUCAUCUCCUAUCGCUCACGUCCUCCCCUCCCAUCCCGUCGUUCGCUUCUUUUCCCCUCCCAUCCCGUCGUUCGCCUCCUCUCCCCUCCCAUCCCGUCGUUCGCCUCCUCUCCCCUCCCAUUCCGUCGUUCGCUUCCUUUCCCCUCCCAUCCCGUCAUUCGCCUCCUUUCCCCUCCCAUCCCGUCGUUCGCCUCCUCUCCCCUCCCAUCCCGUCGUUCGCCUCCUUUCCCCUCCCAUCCCGUCGUUCGCCUCCUCUCCCCUCCCAUCCCGUCGUUCGCUUCCUUUCCCCUCCCAUCCCGUCGUUUGCUUCCUUUCCCCUCCCAUCCUGUCGUUCGCUUCCUUUCCCCUCCCAUCCCGACACUCGCCUCCUCUCCCCUCCCAUCCCGUCGUUCGCCUCCUUUCCCCUCCCAUCCCGUCGUUCGCUUCCUUUCCCCUCCUAUCCUGUCGUUCGCCUCCUUUCCCCUCCCAUCCCGUCGUUUGCCUCCUCUCUCCUCCCAUCCCGUCGUUCGCCUCCUCUCCCCUCCCAUCCCGUCGUUCGCCUCCUCUCCCCUCCCAUCCCGUCGUUCGCCUCCUUUCCCUUCCCAUCCCGUCGUUCGCCUCCUUUCCCCUCCCAUCCCGUCGUUCGCCUCCUUUCCCCUCCCAUCCCGUCGUUCGCCUCCUCUCCCCUCCCAUCCCGUCGUUUGCCUGCCUCCUUUCCCCUCCCAUCCCGUCGUGCGCCUCCUCUCCCCUCCCAUCCCGUCGUUCGCUUCCUUUCCCCUCCCAUCCCGUCGUUCGCUUCCUUUCCCCUCCCAUCCCGUCGUUUGCCUCCUCUCCCCUCCCAUCCCGUCGUUCGCCUCCUUUCCCCUCCCAUCCCGUCGUUUGCUUCCUUUCCCCUCCCAUCCCGUCGUUUGCUUCCUUUCCCCUCCCAUCCCGUCGUUCGCCUCCUCUCCCCUCCCAUCACGUCGUUCGCUUCCUUUCCCCUCCCAUCCCGUCGUUCGCUUCCUUUCCCCUCCCAUCCCGUCGUUUGCUUCCUUUCCCCUCCCAUCCCGUCGUGCGCCUCCUCUCCCCUCCCAUCCCGUCGUUCGCUUCCUUUCCCCUCCCAUCCCGUCGUUCGCUUCCUUUCCCCUCCCAUCCCGUCGUUCGCUUCCUUUCCCCUCCCAUCCCGUCGUUCGCUUCCUUUCCCCUCCCAUCCCGUCGUUCGCUUCCUUUCCCCUCCCAUCCCGUCGUUCACCUCCUCUCCCCUCCCAUCCCGUCGUUCGCCUCCUCUCCCCUCCCAUCCCGUCAUUCGCUUCCUUCCCCUCCCAUCCCGUCGUUCGCUUCCUUUCCCCUCCCAUCCCGUCGUGCGCCUCCUCUCCCCUCCCAUCCCGUCGUUCGCUUCCUUUCCCCUCCCAUCCCGUCGUUCGCUUCCUUUCCCCUCCCAUCCCGUCGUUCGCUUCCGUUCCCCUCCCAUCCCGUCGUUCGCUUCCGUUCCCCUCCCAUCCCGUCGUUCACCUCCUCUCCCCUCCCAUCCCGUCGUUCGCUUCCUUUCCCCUCCCAUCCCGUCGUUCGCUUCCUUUCCCCUCCCAUCCCGUCGUUUGCUUCCUUUCCCCUCCCAUCCCGUCGUUCACCUCCUCUCCCCUCCCAUCCCGUCGUUCGCCUCCUCUCCCCUCCCAUCCCGUCGUUCGCUUCCUUCCCCUCCCAUCCCGUCGUUCGCUUCCUUUCCCCUCCCAUCCCGUCGUUUGCUUCCUUUCCCCUCCCAUCCCGUCGUUCGCCUCCUCUCCCCUCCCAUCCCGUCGUUCGCCUCCUCUCUCCCUCCCUUCCGUAGUUCUUCACGGUCUCCCCUCCCAUCCCGUUGUUCCCCUCUCUCUCUCCCUAUUUUUUUACCUCUCUCAACCUCAAGCCCAAGGAACCCUUUUUCUCGCAGCUCUUCCAUUCGUCGGCCAACAUUCACUCCCAGAUCGUGCAUAUGUGUGUGCGCUGAGUUGUGCCUGUGCUGUUGA